UACCUCGUUUAGUUUUAAUCAGUCAGUGGAACGAAAUGGGUCACCUGCAGCUGGAUUUCCAUGCCAUUCCCAAGCUACAUGGUCGGGAGAACUACUGGCAGUGGCGCAUCCUCCUGAAGACCUAUCUGGAGGCCAACGAUCUGUGGAAGCACAACGAACCCAAGGAGAGCCCAGAAACUAAGUUCCUGAUUUUGGCCAGCAUUACGGCCGAUAAGAUUGAGCCAUCCUACGAUGACCAAAGCUGUUCGUACAUAUUCCAGAAUAUGGAGAGCCGUUUUGGGCCUUUCAGUUAGAAUUUUAAUUGGUAAUGUUGUGGGCCAACUGUGUAUGCUCUAAAUAUAUUUGUCUAUCGAUCAUUGA
Drosophila subpulchrella is the source of this 360-nucleotide messenger RNA. RefSeq lists its product as uncharacterized. Lineage: Eukaryota; Metazoa; Arthropoda; Insecta; Diptera; Drosophilidae. The transcript is spliced from 2 exons. The record is from RefSeq and is a predicted model, not a curated record. The coding region runs from base 36 to 293 and encodes 85 amino acids.